GGAGAACUGAUCUCUCUCUCGCUCUCUUCGUAUUCUGCUCAGCUCUUCAUAGCUGAACAGAGGCUAGACAGCUACUUAGGGGAGAGUCUAAGAGGGAAUCCUAUUUGGACACAAGUGAGUUUAUUUUCUACCACGAUGUCUGAGAGCAUCGUAAGAAAGGUGCAGCCCUUCACCAUUGGAACCAGACUCUCUGUUCCUUCUGUAACUAAAUGCCAGGAGUUUCCACAGAGGUAUCUGCCCAGUGAGGCUCUGGAUAAUUGCGUUUUACAGCACAACCUGAACUCGCUCUACCUCAGCAGAUCCCAGGUCCGUGCACAUGGGUCCCGUCUUGUUUUACCGAUCGUUGAUCAGGCAGGUCCCAUGAAACUCAACCAGGAGCACGUGGCAGCAGAGGACCAUCUGAACCAGAACAUUGCCUCUCCCUCUGCCGUCUCCAGAUCCAUUAAGAAGAUCACGAUUUCUGGAAGUAAAGACCUAUCAGACAGCAAGACGACACUGGGACAGGUCACAUGCUCCUCGCCUGGAAACAACAACAACAAUAACAAUAUCAGCAGCGGCAGCAAUCCAGAUCAACAUCUGCCAAGAAUUGUGGGAGUGAGCAGUGAGAAAAAGCCUAACUCUCAGUUUAAGGUUUUACUUAGCAAAGUGGGCAAUGAUGAACUUCAGCCUGCGCAGGGACAAGCUUUGGAAAAAUUAAAUCGAGAGAAAUCUGUUAAGAUUUCAGCACCAGAACUGCAGAAAAAGGAGCUUCAUUGGAGAGAAAGUCAUCAGCAGGAUGAAGCUCUGGCAGCUGCUAAAUCUCAUAGUGAAUGCUUCACUCAGCGAAACUCUCUCUUCAACAAAGAAGCACUGCAGGCAGAAGCAUGGAUCAAAAGCAAGCUCCAGGACCUGAAGGAUGGUUGUAAUGUUCAGUACAGCCCCCUGCAGGACUGGGAGGAAGCCUCACAGACACUCCAGAGAGACCUCAAGGAUUUUGAAAACACCCUGAUUCAGCUCAACCAGCUGGGCGAACAGUUGAUCUGCAAAUUGAACCCAACAUCUGACCUGGUGAAGAAGCAGCUCAGUCAGCUUAGGGAACAGUGGCAAAACUUGAAGCAGAUGGCCGCAAAUCAGAUGCGCGCUUUGGGUGGAGCCCGGAGCCUGCAGGAAUUCAACCAGAAGGUGGACAAGCUGGAAGCUUGGAUUAAAGAGAAGAAGGAAGAGGAGCAGUCUCUGGUGAGUGUCCUGGGGGAAAAUGUUGACAAAAUGCAGCUCACCAGGAGAAUUCUUGAUCUCAAACAGGAUGAGCAGCUCCAUAGAAACCUACACGAGGAGAUCAACAACUUGGCCCUAAAACUGGAUAAAUUAGGGAAGGCAGAUGGCAAAAACAUCACCAUCAGGAAGAAACACAUUAAUAAAAUGUGGCUGAAGGUCCAGUCCUAUCUGAAAAACUACCAUGAAACUCUUCAGGUGGCGCUGGAGAUGUCCUCUUUUUACCAGCAGGCUGAUAAAACCUUGGAUGUUAUUAAUGACAUGAGGAGAAACAUGCCUGCAUCCGAAGAGCUGGACACCAUUGGUGACAGAGAAAUUCGCGACAUUGCCAGUCAAAUCAUGAUGCUGGAUGUGAGCGUUUCGCAGCUGCCUAAACUCCACCCCGCCCUGGCUGCAGGCGUCUCAAAGAAGCAGGCCGAGUUGAAAGAUUGCUGGGCACUACUCCAGAGGGAUCUAAGGAGCGACAGGACGACACACUCUCUCUUCGGUUCCACUUUCACCAGGGAAGAUGCUGACCUCCUGACUCCAGCGCGAGAAGCUCAAUACAUCACAGGAUCUGAGACACAUGGGAUCAUGGGAAAAGAGGUGAAGGAGGAGCAGAAUCGUCUGAAAGGCUGCAGCAGUAACGUUGACUGUAACAGCAGUGGCCAAACUCGGCGCAGCCAACAAGAGGACCACCAAUCAGUGAACCACAGUCCUUCACGAGAGGGAGAUGACUCACUCUGUGUAAACGAAGCCAUCAGCCAACAUGAACUGAAGGGGGAAAGAAAAGCGAGAGCAGAGCCCAGACUGCCUGCCGGCCAUCGAAGCCACCCACAUCUUCACCUACAGCUCCAGAAGUUCACUUUGUCUGCUGACAAGACUUUGUCCUGGCUAAAAGACAAUGUUUCCAUGGCAACACAGGUGUGUUCGAUAGCAAGCGCCAAGGGGCUGGGGGCAGCUGGGAGGUGUCAACAGAUCCUUGAACAAGAAAUACUCAACAAUAGAGCCAGGAUAGAGGUGGUCAAAAGGGAGGGUCACGGGUUGGUCCGUGCACAGCACCCAGGCAGCUCGAAGAUUGAGGAGUUCCUCAGCCAGCUGGAAGUCCUGUGGGAAGAACUGAGGAGGAGGCACCAAAGGAAUGCUGUGUUUCUGCAGGCUUCGGAAAAGCUGGGCUUUAGAGUUGUGAAAGUGCUCCAAGCCCUUGGCAGCCUGGAGGCCUGGCUAGAGUCUGUGGAGCUUUCCAUGAAGGCGUCUGCAUUGGCCGGUGACCCUGAAACCAUGAGCAGGGCUGAGAGGGAGAGCUGUCAGCUGGAGAAAGAGGUGGCAGCACGCAGUCUGGAGCUCAGCGAUCUGAGGCAGGAGGUGGACCGCCUUCACGGCCACAGUCAUCCCCACACACAGGGAUUGGCAGCACGCAUGGAAGAGGUGGAGAGAAAGUAUCACUGUGUGCUAAGAGCCCUGACCCAGCAGAGCUCAGAACUGCAGGACACCCGCAUGCUGAAGGAGUUUCUGGAGCGUUUGGAGCUGGAGGACAGCCAGGAGCUUUUUGGGGGACAAUAUAACCUCGACCAGCCUCUCCAUCGUAACAACUCAAUCCCCACAUUGCUUGAAAUCCAAACCAGCGUUGUUGGAGACCCCCUGAUGGAAACUAUGGGGGACCCUGUUGAAGAACUGCGUGAGGCUGUGGAGAUGCUUAACAACACUGUAAGGGAAAGAGGACGAUCACAAAGCCACGAUCAUGCCAUCCAGGAACUGCUGAGCAAGCAUGCCAGCAUUGCAGUGCGUGUGGAGGAGUGCUUGUGCAAUAGCAAGGAGCUGAGCCUGGACAUCCUGGAGAAGGAGACGGACAUGGCAGUGCAGUGUGAGCCAGACCACUGCUGCUUUGAGCCUCUGUGGGACAGAUUGGGCCACCUGGAGACUGACUAUGAAAUCAUCAGGGAGGAGGUUAAGGAGAUGGAGGACCAGGCAGCUCAUCUGAAGGAGUUGUGUCUGGAGAAAGCGCACAUAUUUGAGGUGAAGAUCCAGUCUACACUACAGGCCUGGAACGAACUGUGGAAAAGCGUGAUAGAGAACAGAUCUCAUCUGCAGGAGUUUGUGGAGCUCCAGGGCUUCUUCAGGAGCUACCUUGCCAUGAUCUCAUGGACCGAAGACACUAGGUCGUGCAUUUUCUCAGACACUGCCCUGCACCUGAGGAGAGAAGGACAGCGGCCACUGGCCGCAGAGCUGGACAUCCAAAUAGAGCAAAAGUUUAAUGAGUUUGACGAGCUUGCGGCCACUGCAAAGACUCUUUUAGACAAAGAACACCACCUCACACAGAUGGUGAAAGAACGCAUUGAAGAACUGAGGAGCAUGCUCGGGUGGAUCUCAGUGCACUGGAGAGCUCAAAAACAACAAUGGCUUCACAAACAGAGCAGAGAAGAACCUUCCCAUGAUAACAUUUACUCUGAGGCAACCAUGUGGAAGUCAUUUAAAGAGGGUAUGGUUCCCGAGCUCGAAGCCCUCCAACAGUCAAACGUCAUCAAGACCUCUGAGGACACCGCUAAGGGAGCUGAAUUUAAUGAAGAGAGUGAAGGGAGGCAGUCAGAAGACGGGUACGAAAUCAUGAACCGGAUCAGCCCACGAGGCAGCUCUCCUAAAACAAACAUGGUGGUGAAGGAGGGCAGCAGCCCACCUGUUGGAGGUGCUGUGAACCUCAUCCUUAGCUUUGGGAACACUGGGGACAGCCAAGUGCAGGUACUCGACCUGCAAGAGGGGACGGAUGAGCUUAUAAAGGAGACCUCUGAGCCUGUUCACAGGCCCACUGUGCCUCAGUCUUCUGCCUGUAAAAAGUUUUGGAGGCGCUGCCAGGGGAUUUUGGAAAAUACUUUCGGUAGUUUAAAGCGAAAGAGAAAGAUUUAUCGGCAGAGCGCAGAUGAGGUAAGCACCUACCUGCAUGUUAAGGAUAACAACCUGGCUGUGGUCCCGGUGUAUGAGACUAUCACCCUUCCUCGCCAAAAGAGUCGUUCUGCAACCUCAGACUCCCCUACUUUAUGGCCAUCCUCCUCCUCCCGCUCCUCACCAUCUUCCUCUGUGUCUGAACCACAAACGACCAACGCCGGCUUCCACCGUUCAACAGGAAGCUCCAUCUUCUGCAGCCUCAAAAGGAUAGGCAAGAAGAGGAAAAGGAAGGGAGACAAGCGCAGGCACACGAUACAAAGAAUCAUGGGAGUGGAUGAGCAAAUCAGUCCGAUGCACCAGUAUGACUCUGAGAUGGUCACAUAUUACACUCAAACAUGGCCACUGAAGGAAGGUCAGAGAAAGAAGAGUUUACAGAAGAACAGAAAUGUUGUAGACGCUGUAGCCUACAUAAAGAAUCCUCUGCUGAAGGACAUCAAUUCAGAGUGUUCAGAGGAAAACAGCAUCACUCCAUAUGCUGUGUCAUCAGGACCAACCGCUUUUUCCUCAGAAGGUCCAGAGAGAGGUCACUGCAGAGUUCUUUCUUUGGGCUCUGUGUUGAGCUUUGAUCUGCCUAAGGACAUGACUCUCAUCCCAAGCAUUCAGGAAAUCAUCACUAUUGCCCCUCCAGAGUCUAAAAAAGGAGGUGGGAGCAAUGUGGACCCUCUUUUUCAGAGAAACACAGUACUGAGCUCUUUUAGACAGACCCACAUCAUGUCGGCCAUCACAGGAGGUUCGGCUGAAGUCAACUCUGAAACACAGCUGUCAGCCACUGCAGCAAAGGAUCUGUCUGAUGGGGAGAAGAGUUUACAACCACCUUCCCUGGAAGAACCUCUGAUGGUACCAUGUGAUGGCACCGAUAAAGUACAGUUCUGUCAACAUGAGAGCGCAGAGGAGAGGGACGAAUGCUCAUCAGAGAUUAAAUCCAGUAUUAAUGAAAUAAAUAAGCCUUCAAAGCAGCCAAUAUACACGAACAAAGUCCAUAACUGCACCUCAGUCCCUCAUAAACACGAGUGCCUCAGUGUCCAUACGCUCAUUCGGGACCUGAAUGGACACCAGUACCAUAAAUGCACAAGAUCCCAGUGUGAACAUGAAAACAGUCCUCGGCUGAAAUCAAACCAAGCUUCUCAUGUGACUGUAAAUCUGAAGUCAACAAUGAGUGUCAGUGUUCGACAGGACUCAGUAGAUUCUGGCAUCUCCACCUCCAGCAGUGUUAAGCUUUGCAGCGACACUCUAUGUCCAGAUAAGCAGUGGCCUAAAGGAGUAGUGGGAAAGCUUAUUUCCCUUGAGGUGGGAGGUAUAGACCCGGCUAAAGCAAGAGAAAACCCUGCAGCAUUUUCAAGUCCAUCCUCAGACUCUAUAAAUAUAAACAUGGAGCCGGUCCAUGUUGAUCACCAGCAGUUUGAGGAGGAAGAAGAAGAGCUGGAAGACAUCUGGAACCAGACUACUGACUACAGGCAGAGCAUCUGCUCAGACAUCAUGUACCAGCCCAACCAGGAACACAUCACAGACCAAACCAGAGAGCUGCUUUCCAGCUCACCUCCUGCCACAAACCCACCUGUUCUCUACAGAAACCUCAUUACCGCCUCAGCACCAAACCUCCUCAUAGCAGAGUUCAAACUUCCCUCCCACAUCCAGAGCUGUCAAGGUAAUGACAAGUGGCAGAGCUCCAAACAUCACCUCCCUCCCCUGGCCACAGGAGACAGGAGGUCUUGGGCUGCUUUUCCUAACAGGGAAUCAGCCAGCAAGACUGCAGUGACGGUGAACGAGACGGCGUCAGAUCCGGUGAAGUUUCCAGAUGUUGGCGACAAUCCGAGAUACAUUUAUCAAUACAGAGAGGAAGAGGAGGGGGAGCAGGAGGGGGUGAAGACGGGGGAGGAGGUGUAUGAGCUAACCAGUGUGUCACAGAACCAGUCAAAGAGUCUCCUUUCAGUCCAUAUGGGUUUGAACGGAGCCUGCCAGCAAAGUCUUGAAGAUGUUUUGAAGCCCCAAGAACGGGUAGCCACAGGAGGGCGCUGUUUCAUCCUAAGUGGAAAACCAGAGCUUCAGUCUAUGGAGGGAACCCUGGAGAGGAAGCACAAGCUGCAGCUGGGAGGAAAGAAAGCUGCCUCCAGAGGCUGGAACUCCUACCACACUGUCCUAUAUAGAAACACCUUGUGCUUCUUUCAGGACAGAAAGGAUACACUGCGCAGCUCUGCAUGUGGCCUACCACUGAACCUCAUGGGAGCUGAGUGCUCACCUGCCGCAGACUACACCAAAAAACCCAACUGCUUUCGACUACGGCUCCGUGAUGGAUCUGAAUAUCUGUUCAAUACCACCUCACGCUUUAUGAUGAAAAAGUGGAUCAUGAAAAUACAAGCAGGUACAGGUCAAAGUGAGUUUGUAUCUUCACCAACAAAUCUUCCUGGUGAUCAAGCCCUUCCCAUUUCUUUAUCCCAAGAUCAAGCAAGUGGCCUCUGUCCUUCUCAGCGCAAAGUCACCCACACAUUCCCGAGGUUGAAACGACAGAGCAGCGAUCAAGCCAAAGAAAUUGUUGUCCUCACCAGAGAGCAGAGUCAUCCGCUCCAAAGCCAAAGAGUGAAGGAGAAGUCAAAGAUCUCAUCAUUGGAUCCAGGCUGCUGUGAUGAUGAUGAUGAAUGCAGCCUAAGCCAUACAGUGACUCACAGACUUUCUGCAGACAACACCUCUCCGUCCUCCUUUAUCUCCCCUGCAUUCAGCAGUCAGAACUGGCUCAGCAGCAAGCACCGCUCCCACUCUUUUACGUCAGCAACUUACCAGAAGAUUAAACCCAUACUGCACUCCCCUGGAGGAGGAGUGGAAAAAGGAUCCAACUACUGUGUGACUCUGGUAGUUGGGGGCAGUUCAUCAGACAGCUUGUCAAUAAGCAGAGGUCUGGAGCAUCAAGUGCCUUCAUUGCAGCCAGAUACGUAUAAGGACUCUGCCCUGAAAACCUACUCGAGCCUCCCACGACCUCGCAACAAAUCUGUCUUCAAGAAGUUCUUUGGGAAAAAAGAGCCCUGAGCAUAUAAAUGUUAAUUUUUUUAUAAGCAGUUUCUAAUGUGCAGUGCACAUAUAAAACAAAAACACGCUACUACUGACUAUAUUUAUGAGCAAAACACGUAUCCUAGUCAUAUAUUUGAUUUGUUUGAGAUAAAUCACUUCAGAGCCUUAAAAGUCCACAUAAAUAACCAGUUUUAGGAUGUGUCCCUUUUUUGAUUCUUCACUUUUUUAGGUCAGAUAAAAACACAACACAACUGUCAGUGUGCACUGCGUACAUACAGUUCAGAUCAGAGUGUAUAUACAGUCAUCAUGGGUAUGAAGGGCUAUAGGAUUUGUUUGAACCGUUUGUUAUAUGAAGGUGGAAUGAUAAUGCAGCUUUUAACGUCAAUGAUUUUUAUAAACAAGAAUUAGAGGCACAAGUUUCAAUUUAUUGUAAAAUUUUGUUUAAUCCAUGCCAUUAUUUUCUCAAGAACCAAAGAACACUGUAUCAGCUGUCAAGCAUAGAAGUGGUAGCAUCAUGUUUUGAGGCUUUUCCACAGCCAGUGGUACUGGUGUCUAGUGGAUAGAAAAAUAAAGGAGGAAAAUACCUUCAAAUUUAUUAAUAUUUAGUUGAAUUUCCAUAUCAUACACUCAUCACAGGCAUGAAUGUCACAUUAUUUCAUGCUUUUAAUGCAAUUGGGUUCUUCUUUGUUCGGAGUGGAAUGAUUAUGCAUCAUAAAACUUCAAUAAUUUUUACAAACAAGAAUUGUGUACAUUUGUUUGAACUGACUGUGUCUGAUCGACACUUUAACAGACACCCUCACUAAUAUUCUGAUCAAUUUUGCCCACCAAGUUGCACAGAAACCACACACUUUCUGACUAAUCAUCUGGUUUGGCUUUUAAGUAAAUUCCAAAAUUUCUCUGGACUUUUCCAAACAUGUUUCCUGUCAUCAUGGCCAAACGGCUCAGUCUUUUUACUCAUCUGACCAUAAACCUUUUCACCAGAAGACAUUUGGUUUGUCCAUGUGGGCAAGUGCAAAUUUCAGUCAAGCUUGAAGGUGUAAAUGUUUGAUCUGACACUUCUUCUUCUAGUCAACACCUUCUCAAUCCAUGAUGAUGCUAAGCAGGCUUUGUCGUAGUCAGUGACCCUGAUUUUUCAGUACGCUACAUUUUGAUGCUUCCUAUGUUUGUUCUUGAAAAUUUUAACAAAUUCCUUUUAAUUUAAGAUUCACAAUUUGGGUCAGAUGGUUGAAACUUGGACACAGUUGGGUCUUCCAACCUGACAAUAAUCCAAACCCUCCUUAAUGUUUUCAAAAGAAAAUGACUUCAAUCAAAUCUAUAAUUUUGAGCCUUUUUAGUUUAGAGAAAAUCCUCAGUAAAUUCAGGGUUCUGCACUAAAUUCUUGUGCAAACGUUAAAGCUCGAAGUAAAUAUGACCUUCAUGCACAUGAUGGUGUGUGUGGAUCUGAUUGUUUGUGGUCAGCACUUGUAUAUUUCUUUUCUUUUUUUUUUUUUUUUCUCCCUGUUGUGUUUUUGGGUCAGCUGUUUCCCUUCAUGUUAUGACCAAGUAGUAACAAUAUGUCAAGCUCUCAGUGCAUUACAUUAUAACUACUCCCCAACUAUGAAUUUACAGUUUGAUACUGUUUGAUAUUGUGUGAUUUAGCUACUUUUUUCCACCUACAGUGUCAAAGACUUAAUACAUAAUAAAACUCAAAAACAAGGUUUUGCUUUUGCUGUGAUUAAAGAUAAUUUUUUUUUGACACACACUUAUGGUACAAAACGUAUUUUUGGUUUUUGUCAUGUCUGGACUAUUUUGAGAAAAAAAGCAAUAAUAUGAAACAAGAGAUUAAAGACCAGCAAAGCAAAGAGCAUCUCAACAUCACUAGCCAUCUUUUUGAAUAUUAAAACCUGACCCCAUUUAGAGAUGUGAUGUAAACAUACAUAAUCAGGGCUUCAUUUAAGGCUGAGGAACCAGACACUCUCUAUGGACAUGGUUGCAUAAUGAAUUCAAUUCAUAAAGCAUUUGCAAAGGGAUGUUGCUUAGCAUUGCAAAAUAUUCUGUGUCUGCCUCAGAUUAGUUACAGCAGAGAAGAAAAUGGCUUUAAAAGUGUUAAUACUUACUGUGAAAACCUUGGAAGGAAAUUGCUGUAAGCAAUUUAAUGCUGUAAGUGUGCAGUGCUGUUUCUAUUGCUAGAGUGUGAGCAAUGGCCACAAUUUAAAACAUGUUGGAACUCUGUAAAAGCUUAAAUGCUAUAAAUGUUUAACUUUAGUUUCAAACCAUAUUUGUCACAUAUAUACAAACAAAAUGGGUGAACGUGUUUUCUAAAGUAAAAGAUGAACCAUUUUCUGUGUUUUGGUGGUGGGGUUUGAAAGUUGACAGCAGCAGAAAUGUAAGAACACUAGAUGAGCAGGAUUAGAGGCAUAAUUUAAUGGUGUAAGAUAAAUAAAUAACGUCAUGCCUUUCUGUAAGCCUGCAGAUCUGAGGGAGGAUUUAAGAAGUACACGUGGAAACACUUAUCACAUACUUCUGCAAAGUAGCACAAUCACAGAUGUACUGAAGAACUCAGAAUGCUUGCAUGGUACUGCCUGUCAGCGUGAGGUCAUGGAACAUCCCACAGUUGAAAUGUGGGAUACACUCAAGCAAUAAAACAAACCUUCGAAGUUAA
Girardinichthys multiradiatus is the source of this 9811-nucleotide messenger RNA. RefSeq lists its product as uncharacterized. The record is from RefSeq and is a predicted model, not a curated record. Gene Ontology annotation, molecular function: actin filament binding; phospholipid binding. The transcript is spliced from 34 exons. Gene Ontology annotation, biological process: actin cytoskeleton organization; muscle cell development. Gene Ontology annotation, cellular component: plasma membrane; cell projection; cell junction. Lineage: Eukaryota; Metazoa; Chordata; Actinopteri; Cyprinodontiformes; Goodeidae. The coding region runs from base 136 to 7188 and encodes 2350 amino acids.